Cyclopterus lumpus (lumpfish) is the source of this 1380-nucleotide messenger RNA. RefSeq names its product RIC3 acetylcholine receptor chaperone a (gene ric3a). The transcript is spliced from 8 exons. The coding region runs from base 1 to 1380 and encodes 459 amino acids. Gene Ontology annotation, biological process: synaptic transmission, cholinergic; protein localization to cell surface. Lineage: Eukaryota; Metazoa; Chordata; Actinopteri; Perciformes; Cyclopteridae. The record is from RefSeq and is a predicted model, not a curated record. Gene Ontology annotation, cellular component: neuronal cell body; intracellular membrane-bounded organelle; neuron projection.
AUGUCUAUAACAACUUGCCAGAAGGUUACUCUUAUAUCAUGCUCUGUUCUCUGUGUUUCUCUCUUCCUACCCAGAAUGCUUUUACCCAGAGGGAAAAAGGAGAUGGGUCGGCCUGAGGUCGGACCUGGGUUCUACCCUCCUGUGAUGCACCAUCUGUCAUUGCCAGAGGACCCAGAACGCUGGGGCGUGGACCCUUCAUACUCCAUGGCACACAGUGCUGAGGCCAUGGCCAAAGUGAAAGGCAUCGGACGAGGCAAAAAAUACAAUCUGAUGGCUCAAGUGAUACCCAUAUAUGGCUUUGGGAUACUUCUUUACAUCCUCUAUAUAAUCUAUAAGCUGACAUGUAAGGGGAAGACUACUGAAUCAGAAAACCACACUACAGUAACCAAGGCAAACAUGGAGAAUAAGAUUACACCCGAGUAUGGGCUUGUCAGGCUUCAGGAGAGGCUUCUGCAAACAGAAAAGAUGAUGGAGAGAAUUGUCUCUGAAAAGAGUCGAUGUUCUGGGAGGAAGAGCAAAGCUUCUACAUCAAAGAAGGAGGAGAAAUUACUCAAGCAACUUCGACAGAUCACACAGCUGAUCCAAGAGGGCCGGUUGGAGGCAGACACCCCUGAGAUGGAGGCUGAGGAGGUCCCCUACUGUGUCGACUGGGAAGGCUACCCAGAGGAGACCUACCCAGAGUAUGAUGAGCCCUGUAAAAGACGAGGAUUUGACAUCUUUACACUGGUGGAAUCCCCCCACCAGCCCACCGCUGAGGCCCUGGCAGAGAGGAUCGAGCAAGAGGAGGAAGAGAUGAUGGCAAGGAAACUAUCCAUAGAAGAGAUAGAAGAGGAGGAAGAAGUGAUUGAGGGGGAGGAGGAGGAAGAGGAGGAGGAGGAGGAGGAGGAAGAGGAGGAGGAGGAAGAGGAAGAGGAGGAGGAAGAGGAGGAGGAGGAGGAAGAAGAGAAAGCAGAGAAAAUACAGUUGCUCAGUCUUCCUUCAUCCCUGCCUGCUGCAGAAAGAAAGCAGGAGAGACUUGGUUUGGAGUUGAGCAACGAGCUCCAGUGUCUCAAUGGAGGGAAGAAGCAAAUUAGCUUUAGUGACCACAACGAUGUGGAGGAAGAAGAUGAGGUGGAGGAAGAUGAUGAGGUGGAGGAAGAUGAUGAGGGGACAGAGGUGGAAGAGGAGGAGGAAGCGGAUGAAGACGAUCCAGUAAUGGAAGCAGAGAGCUUGCAGUUCAGCUGUGAGGGUUGUCCCAACCCGGAAGAGGAAGCAGAGGAGGAUAAAGAAGAGUAUUUGUUUCCGUCUGCGCCUGUGGAAGAUGACGGUCCGACCCAUGCAGACGUGCACAAAGAAGUUGGGGCGAGUGGGCUGAGGAUGCGGAACAGGAGGGAGACAUGA